AAUGCCCAAAUUCCAGAGCUUUGUUUGUUUACAUUGUGACUAAUUGAACCACACUGUGUAUAAAUAUAUGAGGUUGGGCUGGCUAAAGUUAGCACAGAAUUCCUAAGGUGGUUUGAUCUUUACGUUGUUUUUACAAAGAUUUUACAAAGAACAAAUAUAGGGAACUUAUCUCGAAAGAGCCAGAUUAAUUAUACAGCUCAAGUAAAGCAGAGCCACGGAAAAACUAAGAAACUACUGCAACCAAUUCUACUAACUUGAUUAGAAAAAUGGAGCCACGGGUAUAUUUAAUGUAUUUGAUGAAUUGUGAACCCCCAUCUGAGAUAACGAAUCAUCAUUUUCACUUUGUCAAAGUAGAGAAUGAUGAACAGCUAUUAUACGAUUUGAUUCAUCGAGCAGAAAUUGAAUAUGCACCUGAGUAUAUAAUAAAAUACCAGGAUCAUUAUACGUGGAAUUCUAAGUAUGAUAUAAACAAAACUUCGACCGGAGAUCUAUCCGAUAUUACUAUGGACCUUUAUGAAUUAGAAAGUAACAUAAACUGGAAUUGUCUGUCUUAUGGAUACGCAUUCAAACUUACAUUGAUACCAUUUUUUGUGCCUCAUGAUUCCAAUUUCAUAUUUCCACCUGGUGUUGAUCCAAGUUGGUUUGAAAUAGUUCCAGUGCACAAUGAUACUCAUUUAAUUAAACAUUUAUUAACAACGGUUCGUGGGGAUCAACAGAAUUAUUUGCAACUCACAAGAACAGGUAAACUCAUUUACCGCGAUCUUAAGAAAAGCUUUGCCGACUGUCAAGUUUUUCCUUGCGACAGCAGAAGCAUUAACAGGGCAAUAGAUACUAUGGUUGAAAACAUGAUUCUGUCAUUCAGGUGGCCAGGUCCGGACUAUCUGAACUACGAGCGUUGUAGAAUAGAACCACUAGCAAAACGUAUUUUUGAAGGGAUGGAUCAGGAACAGCUACGUGGUUAUAUGGAAUUUCCAGUUUGGCGUGAUCAAAAAUUGAUUAUAGUACUUUUUGUAUCAGAUUACUGGUUAUUUAGAAAGUUAAAGAAAGAACGUAAUAUUACAAUUGAUGAGAUGUUUCAAAUUUGCUUUUCCUGGCAUGAUUAUUACUAUCGUUGCCACCACAACCAUAUAGAAAUAAUGUGGCAUUAUAAAAACAAUUAUACCUUAGUUUUCGAAAACGGGAAGUUGGAAUUACAGACAGGAUUCUACGAAGAACGCGAUCAUAAUUUUGAAUUAAAGUGUGAUUUUACUUCUGAGAAUAUGAAGUUAAUCAAGAACAAAAUAGAGUCUCGGCAUCGGGAAGCACUUGCUUCAUUACCCUCAAAUGUUUUUGUUGAUCUGGAAAAUGAGCUCAUUAAAAGUUGUAUGAAUUGCGGCCAAUAACUCAGUUGCUCUAGACAUAAUCAUACAGUUGUUGCAAACUCAUGGAUAAUAUACAAAACUAGUAUUUUGGUUUUAUUCCCAGAACUAUGUAACCAUAUAAAUAUACAGAAUUUCUGAUUAAUAUCGAAUUACAUAGCUUAAUUGUUGCCUAGCUUCUCUGCUAACUGCUCUCAUAUUUUUCUAAGUAUACUUCCACAUUACAUAAUAUACUUCCAUAAAUUAAAGUAAUCAAUUUAUUAUUUAAUUUCUAUAUCAAGCAGUUCAACUGCUUUUGACGAUGAUAUAUACGUUUUUGGUAGUAUAUUUAUUUGAACUGUUAUAAACUUUUAGGGGCCCCAAGUUUCUAGAAAGCUGCCAUGCAUUUUGUUACCAUAAGUGGCUCAAACUAUUUUACGGUCAAACCAGAAAAUGGCAUCUUAUUGGAUUCUAGCCCCAAAUAUUUCCUUCAU
Messenger RNA from Spathaspora passalidarum NRRL Y-27907, 1831 nucleotides. RefSeq lists its product as uncharacterized. Lineage: Eukaryota; Fungi; Ascomycota; Pichiomycetes; Serinales; Debaryomycetaceae. The transcript has a single exon. The coding region runs from base 267 to 1382 and encodes 371 amino acids. The record is from RefSeq and is a predicted model, not a curated record.